GCAACAGCUGAUUGGAAAUCGGCCCCACUGCGGCUAUCGAUAACCGGAGCAGCGUUGUUGUCCAAUCAGAAAAAGUGUAGGCGCAGUGGAUUAGCAUAAAUAAAAUCCCAGAGAUCAAUGUUGAGGCCGCGCAGUGCGAAACUGAGAUAACAAAUCCCACGAGCAAGAAGAAGAGCCGAAAAAGAGCCAGAGGAUUAAUAACAUUAGAGACUAGCAACUGAGCAAAAGCAAUAGCAACGCAAUGUCGCGCAAAAUGGCCAAGUUCUACAAGCUGGACAUCAACCGCACCGAGUGGGAGAUACCGGAGACGUACCAGAACCUCCAGCCAGUGGGACAGGGAGCCUACGGGCAGGUGUGCAAGGCCGUGGUCCGCGGCACGAGCACCAAGGUGGCCAUCAAGAAGCUGGCCCGGCCCUUCCAGUCGGCCGUCCACGCCAAGAGAACGUAUCGGGAGCUCCGGCUGCUGAAGCACAUGGACCACGAGAACGUCAUCGGUCUGCUGGACGUCUUUCAUCCCGGACAGCCCGCCGACUCCUUGGAACAAUUUCAACAGGUCUACAUGGUGACCCACUUGAUGGACGCCGAUCUGAACAACAUCAUACGCACCCAGAAGCUGUCCGACGACCACGUUCAGUUCCUGAUCUACCAGAUCCUGCGCGGUCUGAAGUACAUCCACAGCGCCGGGGUCAUCCAUCGCGACCUGAAGCCCUCGAACAUCGCGGUGAACGAGGACUGCGAGCUGCGCAUCCUGGACUUUGGGCUGGCGCGUCCCGCGGAGAGCGAGAUGACCGGGUACGUGGCCACGCGAUGGUACCGGGCGCCCGAGAUCAUGCUGAAUUGGAUGCACUACAACCAGACGGUGGACAUUUGGUCUGUGGGCUGUAUAAUGGCAGAGUUGCUGACCGGGCGCACCCUCUUCCCCGGCACCGACCACAUCCAUCAGUUGAACCUGAUCAUGGAGGUGCUGGGCACGCCGGCCGACGAGUUCAUGAGCCGCAUCUCCUCGGAGAGUGCCCGGAACUAUAUCCGCUCACUGCCCGUGAUGCCGCGCCGCAACUUCCGCGACCUCUUCCGCGGCGCCAAUCCGCUGGCCAUCGAUCUGCUAGAGAAGAUGCUGGAACUGGACGCCGACAAGCGCAUCACGGCAGAGCAGGCGCUGGCCCAUCCGUACAUGGAGAAGUACCACGAUCCGACCGACGAGCAGACCGCCGCGCUCUACGACCAGAGCUUCGAGGAGAACGAGCUGCCGGUGGAGAAGUGGCGGGAGAUGGUCUUCACCGAGGUGACAGCCUUCAAGCCCACGGCCGCCUUCGCCGAGCUACUGCCCAAGGAGCAGUAAUCCCGGCCGCUGUCCCUGUCCGUUCAAUGAUGCUAUACAUACAUUUAGAUCAGUCUUCUUUACGCCUAGUUCAAGCGGAUGUGCUCAGUCGUGAUUUCCCUACUCGUCGAGUGUAAACAAUCGGAGGGUAUUUAUUGUAGAGCGAUUUAUAUUUAGAAACGCUUCAGUGGCUGGUUUUAAACAAUUUGUUUUGACCGCAGGGGCGCACGUAAACGUAAGGUGAAAAUGUAUUUUCGAACCUCCGAUUCGCAUUCGAUGAAUACAAAAAUUGCGGCUGAACUAGGUGCAUGCAUAUAAUGUAGCGAUUCGGAAAUGUUUCCACAGAUCAAUCAGUCACAGCCUUAAUGUCCAGUUCAACUUUAGAUUUGGUGUCGGUCUUAGCACGCAGUUCUUGUGAAUAAUCCUGUAAAUGUGAGUGUACAUGUACAUCCUAGUCCGUAAGCGAACGCAUCUCGCGGCCAGUAACUAUAAAAAGAGCACUAGUGUCUACGUUGAAUCCAAAUAAAUGUGCUAUGUAUUUUAAAA
Drosophila biarmipes is the source of this 1864-nucleotide messenger RNA. RefSeq names its product mitogen-activated protein kinase p38b (gene p38b). The transcript is spliced from 2 exons. The record is from RefSeq and is a predicted model, not a curated record. The coding region runs from base 242 to 1339 and encodes 365 amino acids. Gene Ontology annotation, cellular component: cytoplasm; nucleus. NCBI's taxonomy places the organism in Eukaryota, Metazoa, Arthropoda, Insecta, Diptera, Drosophilidae. Gene Ontology annotation, molecular function: MAP kinase activity; ATP binding. Gene Ontology annotation, biological process: intracellular signal transduction; protein phosphorylation.